CCGAUGGCUGAAAUCGCUGUUACCGCCGUCAUUGCUGUGCUGACUGAGAAGCUGAUAUCUGGUGACUUGAUGAAUCUCGCUCGAUCUGAAGGGAUCGAUUCUCAACUGAAUGGAAGAAAGAUCUUCCCCUGAUCCAAGCCGUCCUUGCUGAUGCAAGUCAGAAGCACGUAACAGACAGAGCUGUUCAAUUGUGGGUGAAUGAUCUCCAGGAUUUGGCUUUCGAUGUAGAAGAUGUACUUGAUGAUUUGGCCACCGAAGCUAUGCGGCGCAAGUUGAAUCAAGCAGCUCGUACCAGCACCAACACCGGUAAGGUAUUGACGUUCUUCCCAAAUUGUUGUACUAAUUUCAGUCCUCGCAGCAUCAUGUAUGUUCAGAAGAUGAAAUCCAAGCUAGAUGAAAUCACCACCAAAUUGCGUGAUCUUGUUGACCAGAGAAAUGAUUUGGGUUUGAAUGUGAAUGUUGAAAGGUCUUUUAUAUCGGAGAGACGGUUGGAGCAAACUUCUUUGGUUGAUGAGUCCAAAAUCAUGGGUCGGGAAGGGGAUAAAGAGGCUUUGAUGAUGAAGUUGUUGGGGAAUGAAGAAAGUGAUGAAAAUGUGAGCAUAGUGUCAAUAGUUGGUAUGGGUGGAAUAGGAAAAACCACUCUUGCCAAAGUUUUGUACAAUGAGGAUAAAGUGAAGGAUCACUUCGAACUCAGCGUAUGGGUUUGUGUUUCCGAAGAGUUGGAUGUAUUUAACAUUAGCAAGGCUAUCUUCCAAGCAGUAACCGGGAAAAACGAAUCCUUUGCUAAUCUUGAUCUGCUUCAUGUGGCCCUCAAAGAAAAACUUUCAAAGAAGAGGUUCAUGCUUGUUCUAGACGAUGUCUGGAACGAAGACCACAAAAAGUGGGAACUCCUCCAAAGUCCUCUUCUUGUAGGAGCACCUGGAAGUAGAGUUAUCGUCACAACCAGGAGUACCAGGGUUGCAUCCGUGAUGGACUCAGAAGAAACUUACCCUCUGGACGUUUUGUCAAAUGAAGAUGCACUAUCAUUAUUUGCUCUUCAUGCAGUAGGUGAGAAAAACUUUGACAAGCAUCCAACGCUUAAGCUCCUUGGUGAAGGUAUUGUAAAAAAAUGUGGUAAGCUGCCUUUGGCUUUGAAAACGCUUGGGAGGGUUGUGAAGGGAAAUAGAGAUGGCGAUGAAUGGGAGAAGUUGUUGAAGAGCAAGAUAUGGGAUAUAGAGGAUGGUAGUGAGAUUCUUCCUGCUCUAAGACUAAGCUACUAUCAUCUUCCUCCACAUUUGAAGCUCUUGUUUGCAUACUGCUCCUUAAUUCCUAAGGACUAUGUGCUUGACAAGAAUGAAUUAGUCCUACUUUGGAUCGCAGAGGGAUUUUUGUCCCAAUCAAAGUCGAUGGAAAAUUUAGGUCAUCGGUAUUUUGAAGAGCUACUGUCAAGGUCCUUUUUUCAACAUUCAACGAAUGACGAGUUACUGUAUACAAUGCAUGACCUGAUAAAUGACUUGGCCACAAGUGUUGCAGGAGAGUUUUUCUGUAAAUUGGAUGGUGAGAUGAAUAUGUCCGACAUGAAUGAAAAAUUUGAGAAGUUUCGUCACUUUUCUCUUACAGGUCUAGGAUGUGAAUCAUAUGGAAAGCUCAAGGAAUUACAAAGAGCUAAACGCUUGCGGACUUUCUUGCCAUUAUCAGAUUCUUGUAUUGACAGUGUUCUUGUUGGAUCACUUCAUGAACUACAGUUCCUAAGGGUGCUAAGAAUAAGUGGACUGGAAUUCACAGAAGUACCACAAUCCAUUGGUAGUCUUAAGCAUCUAAGAUAUCUUAAUUAUUCGAAUACUGGAAUCACAUGUUUACCAGAACAAGUGAGUGAUCUUUGUAAUCUACAAAGCUUGUUGGUUCAUAACUGUCAUCGGUUAUCUAGCUUGCCAGAAAGUUUUGCAAAGUUAAGAAAUCUGCGACAUCUUGACAUAAGUGAUACUCCAAAGGUGAAUAAGAUGCCGCUAGGGAUUGGUGGGUUGACAAGUCUACAAACUCUAUCCAAGGUCAUUGUUGAAAGAACUAACAGGUUCAAAAUAUCCGAGCUUAAAGGCCUAUCAGAUCUUCAAGGCCAACUUUGCAUUAUGGGGCUAGACAAAGUGAUAAAUCCAAUGCAAGCAAAGGAUGCUAACUUACAUCAAAAGAAUGGUAUUAACAUUUUGGAGAUGAAGUGGAGCCAUGUGUUUAAUGAUUCUCGGAAUGAGAUGAUUGAAUUUGAAGUACUUGAAGAACUAAGGCCUCCUCCAAAGUUAAAAAACCUCAAGAUUUUGAAUUACAAGGGAACACGAUUUCCUAGUUGGGUCGGCGAUCCCUCGUUUGAUCGAUUAACAGAGCUUAAAUUAUGUGGUUGUAGAAGUACACAUUUACCAACACUCGGACAUCUACCAUCUCUUAAGAAGUUGGUUGUUGAAGGGAUGAAAGAGGUGAAGACUGUGGGUUUUGAGUUUGUUGCACCUACAAAUGUUUUUCGUGGCAUUGCUUUUCCAUCGCUUGAAGUUCUGAAAUUUGAUGAUAUGCAAGGUUGGCAGAGAUGGUCAAUUGAUAGUGGCAACAACCAUGGAUCUGCUAGACCAUUUCCUUGUCUCCAUAAGAUUUCUAUAAAAUGUUGUCCAGAACUAGACGAAGUGUCAAUCGGAUCAAUACCUUCACUUCGGGUUUUACAUAUAAGAAAAUGUUCCAAGGAGGUGUUUAAAAGCAUUGUUGGUUUAUCUUCAUCACUUGUUAAAUUAAAAAUGUUGGAUGUUAAAGGACUUACCCAACUACAUGGAGAGGAUUUAGUCCAUCUCGGGGAACUUGAACAUCUUUUUAUAAAAAACUGUGAUGAACUGAGAUACUUGUGGGAACGAGAAUUAGAAGCGUGCAAAAGUCUUGUGAGUUUGCAGAAGUUGGAAGUAUGGAACUGUGAAAAAUUGGUUUCAUCAGCCGAGAAAGAGGUUAAUUUUGGGAUUAGCAUGGAAUCUCUUAAACAGGUGAUGUUUAGUUAUUGUGGCACACUAGAGAGUUACAAUUGUCCAAAUAGUGUUGUGAGGUUGGAGAUCAGCUUUUGUGAUUCAUUCAAAUCCUUGACCUUUUCAAUGGUGCAGGAUCACCCAUCCUCUCAUUCUGAAAAAGUUUCUGGUUUUCACCCCAUGUCUCACCUAACAUCUCUUCAGAUCAGAUUUUGCAAGAAUCUAAAGUCAUUUUCUCACGAGCAUUUUCAGAAUCUCACAUUUUUGGAAGAAAUGUGGAUAUAUCAUUGUCCAAGUAUGGACUACUCCUUUCCUUGUGGGGUUUGGCCUCCUAAUUUAACCAAACUCAGGAUAGGAUGCUUAAAUAAGCCUAUGUCAGAGUGGGGCCCACAGAAUUUCACAACCUCACUAAUUCAAUUACACUUAUAUGGCGAAAAUUCAGGAGUGGUUUCAUUUGCAGUGGCAGAUGAUGUGGGGAAUACUACUACUCCUUCAUCCUCAUCAUCUUUUCUUCUUCCACCAUCUCUGGUUUCUCUAGAGCUCAACGAUUUUAUGGAUGUGGGAUCAUUUUCAGAUGUCUUACAACACCUCUCAUGCCUUAAAAGCCUUGAUAUUGUGUCAUGCCCGAAGAUUAGAGAUCUUAAGACAACUUCUGAGCCAUCAAGAUUGACAAUAAAGGUGUGGGGGUAGAAAAGGUAAAUCUGCUGAAUAUGCAAUAGGAGAUUACAUAGUUGGAGCAGCUGUGCGAGUUACACGGGUAGAAGAAGCAUAUGAUAUCAUAAUCCAUAGGAUGGAGGUAGUAAAAGGUCAUUCAAUUGUAGAGACAAUCAAGGAUAUUGCUUAAUACCAAAUACACUUUCAAAAGUUGGGAUAAAUUGUGGAUGAACCAUGCAAAUAUCAAUAUACAACUUCGUAUACUAUUUUUGCUUGGGAUGUUAUUUGUAAAUGGGUUGUUUUAAAAUACAUUUUACACAAAAAUAUGUUCUCUUUAU
Molecule: messenger RNA, 3961 nt
Organism: Lactuca sativa (garden lettuce)
Lineage: Eukaryota; Viridiplantae; Streptophyta; Magnoliopsida; Asterales; Asteraceae
Product: putative disease resistance RPP13-like protein 1
Molecular function (GO): ADP binding
Source: RefSeq, a predicted model, not a curated record